AUGUCGUCUGUGAACGGCAAAGAUGCAGCCCCCAGCAAACCAUCUCUACCGCCAAACGUUUCGAUCUUCUCCCCAAAAGAUCCUAGCGCCUCCAAUGCCGUGCUGAACGGUCACAUGUUCUCGCGCCUGACGACGAGCUCACAGACAGCGCCGUCACAGCUCGCGGCAGCCCUCGCGGCUAGCCCCGGCGUGAGCGAGACAUUCUGCCUAAGCCACGGACCUGCUGUACUGGUGUUCGAUGCCGAGAAGCCCGGCGUGGAUCUCAAGGACAGCCACCACGAGCACGUCAGGGCCGUGUGCUUGGCGCUCAAGGAUGCAGAUAUCAGCCUCAGCAUCUCGGGCUGCGUGUUCGAUGCGUCCGAGGUGGCAAAGGCAGGGUUCCAGCUCGACGGGCUGAGCCGCGGCGCGGUCAUGGUUGUGGACCUGAUGCAUGAGGAUGAGGACGACUCGGACUCCGGCGAUGAUGAGGAUGCUGAGGCAAUACUCAUGAUGGGUGGUGAUUCCGGGGAGGUGGUGUCCUAG
Messenger RNA from Diaporthe batatas, 522 nucleotides. RefSeq lists its product as uncharacterized. The record is from RefSeq and is a predicted model, not a curated record. The coding region runs from base 1 to 522 and encodes 173 amino acids. Lineage: Eukaryota; Fungi; Ascomycota; Sordariomycetes; Diaporthales; Diaporthaceae. The transcript has a single exon.